Molecule: messenger RNA, 780 nt
Organism: Phanerochaete carnosa HHB-10118-sp
Lineage: Eukaryota; Fungi; Basidiomycota; Agaricomycetes; Polyporales; Phanerochaetaceae
Product: glycoside hydrolase family 18 protein
Exons: 4
Biological process (GO): carbohydrate metabolic process
Cellular component (GO): extracellular region
Molecular function (GO): chitinase activity
Source: RefSeq, a predicted model, not a curated record
GACGACACUAUCGACACCAUCCCAUUGGCGUUCCUGUACAUUUUUCAGGGUACAGGUGGCGACCCUGUCAUCGAUUUUUCCAAUAUUUGUAGCCAAUGGGAUGAUCCUGUCUUCUCCGGCACCGCACUGGCCAACUGCCAGUCUGCCAUGGAGGCAGAUAUCAAACUGUGUCAGUCCAAGGGCAAGGCAAUCACGCUUAGCUUGGGCGGCGCGACUGGGCAAGUCGGUUUUUCGUCAGACUCGCAGGCGCAGAGCUUCGCGACCCAAGUGUGGAACCUGUUCCUCGGCGGCUCAAGCUCGACACGUCCCUUCGGCACCGCGAUUCUCGACGGACUUGACUUGGACAUCGAGAGCGGAACCCCCGCGCACUACGCUGCGUUCGUGAGCCAGAUUCGUUCGCUUGCUGCGCCGACGGGCAAGCAGUACCUCAUCACGGCGGCACCUCAGUGCCCGUACCCUGAUGCAUACAUCGGUGCUGCUCUCAACGAAGCCGACUUUGAUGCGGUUUACGUGCAGUUCUACAAUAAUUACUGCGGCCUGGACCAGCCUUCUGACUACAAUUUCGCGACAUGGGACAACUGGGCCAAGACCACGUCAUUCAACAAGAACGUCAAGGUUUACAUUGGCGCUCCUGGGUCUCCUGCCGCCGCCGGUACCGGCUAUGUCGACGUUUCCACGCUUGCUCAGUACGCUGCACAGGCACAGACCAACUACUCGUCUUUCGGCGGCGUCAUGAUGUGGGACGCAGACACCGCAUAUAGUACGUUGUCUGUCUGGUGA